Molecule: messenger RNA, 2910 nt
Organism: Balearica regulorum gibbericeps (East African grey crowned-crane)
Lineage: Eukaryota; Metazoa; Chordata; Aves; Gruiformes; Gruidae
Source: RefSeq, a predicted model, not a curated record
AUGUGCCACUUUGUGUUAUCUUCUCUUUGUUGUAGACAUCAAUUGCUUGGUAUGUCUCUCUUUGCGGAGCACCUGUACUAUUCAGAGUUGAAAUCUGGUAUGAUUUGGAGAGCCAACAAGUAUACUGGCAAAGUCUUAGUCACAAUUAGCCUGAAGCCAUCAUUUUUUCCACCAGUGGAGAUAAAAGUGGUGCAUCCAUUCAAACAGCCAGGUGCAAGAACAGAUUCUCAGGAUUUCGAAAAAGGAACUUGUGAUUUGAACAAAGAAAAGUGCAGAAGAAGAAUCUGCAGGCCAGACUCAAGGACUCAUCGGUGUAAAUGUUCUAGUGGCUUUAUUUUAAGUCGAAAUAAACAGUUUUGUGAAGAUAUCAAUGAAUGUGGCUUCUGGAAUCACGGCUGUACUUUGGGCUGUGUGAACAUCCCUGGUUCCUAUUACUGUACCUGCCCGAGAGGUUUUGUUCUGCUGCCUGAUAGGAAAACGUGUCAUGAGCUAAUUUCCUGCACAAGUAACGACACUGAAUGUAGCCAUGGUUGCCUUCAAACAUCUAAGGGGCCUGUUUGCUUUUGUCCUGAAGGAUCUGUACUCAAAGUGGAUGGCAAAGCAUGCACAGGUUGUACAUCUCCAGAUAAUGGAGGCUGUAGUCAGAUAUGCUCUUCUUUAAGCCCAUCCUCCUGGAAGUGUGCUUGUUUUCCUGGAUAUAAGCUUCAGCGAGACAGAAAGCACUGCACUGCUAUAGGUCCUAAGCCAUUUUUGUUAUUUGCAAAUGGCCAAGAUAUCCGCCAGAUCAGUUUUGAUGGAACAGAUUAUGCAAGUUUACUUGACUGGCAGAUGGGAAUAGUCUUAGCACUGGACUCUGACCCAGUGGAAAAUAAGAUUUACUUUGCCCACACCGCCUUGAAAUGGAUAGAACGAGCUAAUCUGGAUGGCUCAAAUCGGGAAAAAGUUAUUCAUGAAGCUAUAGAUAUACCCGAAGGCCUCGCUGUGGACUGGAUUAACCGUAAAUUGUAUUGGACAGACAGAGGGAAGGCAUGCAUCGAAAGGAGCAACCUGAAUGGAAUGCAAAGAAAAAUGAUCAUCUGGGAGGAUAUCUCCCAGCCGCGAGGGAUUGCCGUUCACCCAUUUGCUAAGAGAUUAUUCUGGACUGACAUGGGGGUCAAUCCCCGAAUUGACAGCUCUUCGUUAGAAGGCAUCGAUCGCCAGGUUAUAGCCAGCACUGGUCUGGUGUGGCCCAGCGGAAUAGCUCUCGACUACUUAGCCAACAAGUUGUACUGGUGCGAUGCUAAGCAGUCAGUGGUUGAGAGCGCAAACCUGGAUGGUUCUGGUCGUCGAAUUCUUGCACAGAAUGAUGUAGGUCACCCUUUUGAUGUAGUGGUGUUUGAAGAUCACCUUUGGUUUUCUGACUGGGCUAGGCCAUCACUAAUGAGGGUGGACAAGAAGACCGGCCAAAACAGGGUACGUCUUCGAGGCAGCAUGCUGAGACCCUCAUCAAUGGUUGUAGUUCAUCCUUUGGCGAAACCAGGGGCAAAUCCUUGCCUUUAUGAGAAUGGAGGCUGUGAUCAGAUCUGUGAAAACAAUUUUGGAGUUGCCCAUUGCAUGUGCCACCCAGGAUUUGGGAAAACUCAAGAUGGAAAAACCUGUCAUGCUCUGGAUGCUUCCAGCACAACAGCAGGAAGCGUCUCUGUGCGCAAGGCAGCAGUGCCGAUGCCAACACCAGAGACCUUGCUCUGGAGCACACAAAGCAGUGGGAUAUUCGAGGAUACAGACAGUGGGGAAAAGCAGAAAAUCAGCAUUUUGUUGACGGCUGAAAUCAUGGUAUCAGAUCAAGAUGACUGCACUGCACUAGAAUGCGACGUCAACGCACAGUGUGUUUUGCUGGAAGAUGGUGCUAUGUGCCAGUGUUUGAAAGGAUUUACCAGGAAGGGGAAAUCAUGCUAUGAUGUUGAUGAGUGUGCUGUAAAUAUGGAUCACUGUAAUCGAAACGUUUCGAGCUGUAUCAAUACGGAAGGGGGCUACGUCUGUAAAUGUCUGGAAGGCUACACUGGAGACGGAGUCCAUUGCUACGAUAUUGAUGAGUGCAAGACGGGGUCCCACACCUGUGGAGAGAACAUAACCUGUAUAAAUACAGAAGGAAACUUCACUUGCUCAUGUGCUGAUGAUGCUUCUGGAACUGGCAUCGGUUGCAAAUCUACCGUGUCCCCCCCUGUUGUCAGCAAUGAAUACUCUACACACUCUGUGCAAGGUGAUGUUGUAGGAUGCCCUCCUUCCUACGAGUCAUACUGCCUCCAUGGUGGAGUGUGCAAUUAUGUUUCUGAUCUACAAGACUAUGCCUGCAACUGCGUGACGGGCUACGUCGGGGAGCGGUGCCAGUUCAGCGAUCUAGAGUGGUGGGACCAGCAGCACGCCGAGCGAGUGAAGAUGCGGAAUAUCACCAUCACAGUGUGCGUAGCAGUGCUGGUCCUCCUGCUACUGCUGGGGUCCCUGGCUGCCUACUGCCACAGAAGUCAAAACUUGUAUAAGAAGAAUCUCUAUGCAGAAGCGAUAGGAGAUGCCAGCAGCCCCACUGACAAUGAGAACGUGACACCUACUAGCAACAAGUCUCGGCUUGUGGUUGUUAAGGAGUGUAACAGUUCUCUGGAGACUAAAGCGGUUGAUCUAAUUGAGUGUGAGACAGCAGAUCCUCAUCCUGCCUGUCCUUCAGAAUAUGUGGAAGAACAGACUGUAACAUACAACAAAGGAGCAGAGACUUUGGCAAAAGAACGAGGCUGUCGACAAGACAUUCCUGUUGGUGAGAAAUUGCGUCAGCCCAUGGGAAUGGUGAAGGGCCCUCCUUGGAGCAUCCACUCCCAGCCCCUGGUGGAAAGGGAGCCCUGCGAGCUUGCCCCAGCCAGCCGGCUGAUGCAGCCAGACUAG